AUGGGCCGUCUUCAGGAAUACGAGGUCAUCGGGCGCCACUUGCCCACCGAGGUUGACCCUACACCCGCCCUCUACCGCAUGACCAUCUUCGCCCCUAACGAGACGGUCGCUAAGUCCCGAUACUGGUACUUCUUGCGUGGUCUCAAGAAGGUCAAGAAGGCCACUGGUGAGAUCGUCAGCGUCAAGUCGGUUCACGAGAAGCACCCCCUCAAGGUCAAGAACUUCGGUAUCUGGAUCCGAUACGACUCUCGUUCCGGCACCCACAACAUGUACAAGGAGUACCGUGAGCUGUCCCGAACAGAUGCCGUCGAGUCCCUCUACUCCGACAUGGCCGCCCGCCACCGUGCCCGUUUCAGGUCCAUCCACAUCCUCCGCGUCGUCGAGAUCGAGAAGACCGAGGACAUCAAGCGACCUUACAUCCGCCAGCUCACCCAGAAGAACCUGAGCUUCCCCCUCCCCCACCGUAUCACCAAGGAGAACACCCAGAAGCUCUUCAGCGCGAAGCGACCUUCCACUUUCGCUUAA
This is a messenger RNA of Fusarium poae, 525 nucleotides long. RefSeq names its product 60S ribosomal protein L20A (gene RPL20A). Gene Ontology annotation, molecular function: structural constituent of ribosome. The transcript is spliced from 4 exons. The record is from RefSeq and is a predicted model, not a curated record. The coding region runs from base 1 to 525 and encodes 174 amino acids. Gene Ontology annotation, biological process: translation. Gene Ontology annotation, cellular component: cytosolic large ribosomal subunit; ribosome. NCBI's taxonomy places the organism in Eukaryota, Fungi, Ascomycota, Sordariomycetes, Hypocreales, Nectriaceae.